Messenger RNA from Candoia aspera, 1982 nucleotides. It is a transcript of the gene TRIM54, whose product is annotated as tripartite motif containing 54. Gene Ontology annotation, molecular function: zinc ion binding; ubiquitin protein ligase activity. Lineage: Eukaryota; Metazoa; Chordata; Lepidosauria; Squamata; Candoiidae. Gene Ontology annotation, biological process: protein ubiquitination. The transcript has 10 exons. The record is from RefSeq and is a predicted model, not a curated record. Bases 628 to 1788 code for a protein of 386 amino acids. Gene Ontology annotation, cellular component: cytoplasm.
UCCAGUCAGUUACAUAACAUCCAAUUUUAUUGUAGUAGAAGAUCUUUAUUUUUAUCCGGUAUGUAAAAAGGUUUACUUUUUUUCCCCAGCAGUACUUGAACCUUACUGUUUUGGAUAUAGCCUUCCCUAAGCAUAGGAGUUUGCCAGUGGUUGCUUCCCCCCAGUCUGCCAGCCACCUUCCAAAGGUCUCAUUGCCUUGUUGUGGAGUAGUGACUCAUUGUCACCUGAUCCCGUUGACAGCUGUGGCUUUGCCCUGCACCCUUUACUGAGACAAAAAUGGCAGCUGGGAUUCCAUUGGGGUCAUGUGACCUACUAAGAAUAGCCUUGUAGGCUCAGGACGGGGGGUGAUGUCAGAAAGAAGUCAAGAGCUGGACAGGCAAACUAGGAAAAGAAAAGCAAGUUUGGUGGACAGGGAAAUUCCCCAAGUGGAAAUAAAACAGGAAGAGGCCAAGGUGUGAAAGCCAGGAAGAAGAGAGGGAAAGAGGCCAGCACUGCCAAGGCAGGGGAGCUGGAACAGGCAGGCAGAGCAAGGGAGCAGAGAUUGGUGAGGCAGGCAUUGGGGAAGCUGAGGGGGUCAUCCAUCAAGCCCAUUGGAGUGUGCUGUGGGCAAGUAUUGGUGCUGCGGGGAUGAACUUUGCCGUGGGCUUCAAGCCGAUGCUGGGGACUUCACAGAGCAUGGACAGCCUGGAGAAGCAGCUUAUCUGUCCCAUCUGCUUGGAGAUGUUCACCAAACCAGUGGUCAUCCUGCCCUGCCAACACAACCUCUGUCGCAAGUGUGCCAACGACAUCUUUCAGGCCUCCAACCCCCUGUGGCAAUCUCGUGGAUCUACUUCAGUGUCCUCAGGAGGCCGAUUCCGGUGCCCAUCCUGUCGGCAUGAAGUGGUGCUGGACCGGCAUGGAGUUUAUGGCCUGCAACGCAACCUUUUGGUGGAAAACAUAAUUGAUAUCUACAAGCAAGAAUCCUCUCGGCCUCUCCAUGCCAAGGCAGAGCAGCAGCUGAUGUGUGAAGAACAUGAAGAUGAAAAGAUCAACAUCUACUGCUUGACCUGUGAGGUUCCAACCUGUUCCAUGUGCAAAGUCUUCGGGGCCCACAAAGACUGUGAAGUGGCUCCUCUGACCAACGUUUAUAAGCGCCAAAAGGGAGAGCUGAGUGAUGGCAUUGCCAUGUUAGUGGCAGGGAACGACCGUAUCCAGGCCAUCAUCACCCAGAUGGAAGAGAUCUGUAAAACCAUUGAGGAUAAUGCCCGGCGACAGAAGCAGCAUCUUUGUCUGCGCUUUGACUCUUUGUACAGCAUCCUGGAGGAGCGCAAAAAAGAGCUGUUGCAAGAAAUUGGACGAGAGCAGGAGGAAAAACUCCAAAGGGUGCGGGGGCUCAUCCGGCAAUAUGGAGACCACCUUGAGGUCUCCUCCAAGCUGGUUGAGUCAGCCAUCCAGUCCAUGGAGGAACCCCAGAUGGCUAUCUAUCUCCAGCAGUCAAAGGAGCUGAUCAAAAAGAUCACAGACAUGUCCAAGGUAUCCAUGAGCAGCCGGCCUGAGCCUGGCUAUGAAAACAUGGACCACUUCUCUGUCAGUGUAGAUCACGUUGCUGAAAUGCUGAGAACUAUUGAAUUCCAGACAGAUAUUUCGGGGGAGGAAACUGAGCCUGAAGGAAUUAGCCCAGAAGCUGGUGAAGCUGGAGAAGAAGAACAUCCAGAAGGAUCAGAGGCUCCUGAAGGAAUAGAAGAUGGAGAGAACCUGUCUCGCUUCAGGCCAAAGCCAUCUAGUGCACCUCGGGCAGGCCAGCACUGAAGAGUCACUUUGAAGACAGAAGCAGCUGGAGAAGUGCUCCAGGCAGCCCCAUCCCACACCUCUUCCCCUCCAGCAGAAGGUUUUUCUUGCUUCCCACUAAGCUUUCCAUACAUCAUUUCCUUGCCCUAUGCUCCUCUUCUCCCCAUACUGUUUGGCUUUUUAAUCUGUGGAGAUAAUAAAGUUGUGACUUCUUU